UGUUUCCGGGUCGCUGUGACCUCCGUAAGCUCCGCCCUGUCCGCCAUCCUUCUCUCUCUGCCCCGGGAGCAGGACAGAUCCUCAGGUUUCAAACAUGCUGUCACUUCGGCUCGCAGCGGCUCUUGCUCGCAACUUACCACGAAGAGCUGGAUUUGUAUCUAAGAAUGUUGCUGCAGCAUGUGUUGGAGCAAAGAAUCUGCACACUGCCCAGCCAUGGCUUCAGAAAACAGGCACAGCUGAAGUGUCAUCCAUUUUGGAGGAGAAGAUCAUGGGAGCUGACAUCAGCGCUGAUUUAGAGGAGACUGGCCGUGUGCUGUCCAUUGGUGACGGUAUUGCCAGAGUCUACGGCCUUAGGAACGUGCAGGCCGAGGAGAUGGUGGAGUUCUCCUCUGGUCUGAAGGGUAUGUCUCUGAACUUGGAGCCUGACAAUGUUGGUGUUGUGGUGUUUGGUAAUGACAAGCUCAUCAAAGAGGGUGACAUCGUCAAAAGAACUGGUGCUAUCGUCGACGUGCCUGUUGGUGAAGAGCUCCUCGGCAGAGUUGUUGAUGCUCUGGGAAAUGCAAUUGAUGGGAAGGGCCCUCUUGGCUCCAAGAUCCGUAGACGCGUGGGGCUAAAGGCCCCUGGCAUCAUCCCCCGUAUCUCUGUGAGGGAGCCCAUGCAGACUGGCAUCAAAGCUGUGGACAGUUUGGUCCCCAUCGGCCGUGGACAGCGUGAGCUCAUCAUCGGAGACAGGCAGACAGGCAAAACUGCCAUCGCAAUUGACACGAUAAUCAACCAGAAACGCUUCAACGAUGGAACUGAUGAGAAGAAGAAGCUCUACUGCAUCUAUGUUGCUAUUGGCCAGAAGAGAUCCACUGUGGCUCAGCUGGUUAAGAGGCUAACUGAUGCUGAAGCCAUGAAGUAUACCAUCGUGGUCUCUGCCACUGCCUCUGACGCCGCUCCUCUGCAGUACCUGGCUCCCUACUCUGGCUGCUCCAUGGGGGAGUACUUCAGAGACAACGGCAAGCAUGCCCUCAUCAUCUACGAUGAUCUCUCCAAGCAGGCUGUCGCCUACCGUCAGAUGUCCUUGCUGCUUCGCCGUCCACCCGGUCGUGAGGCCUACCCUGGAGAUGUCUUUUACUUGCAGAACGACAACUUCGGCGGCGGCUCCCUCACCGCCCUUCCUGUCAUCGAGACACAGGCUGGAGACGUGUCGGCCUACAUUCCAACAAACGUCAUCUCCAUCACAGAUGGACAGAUCUUCUUGGAGACGGAGCUGUUCUACAAAGGUAUUCGUCCGGCCAUCAACGUCGGUCUGUCGGUGUCACGUGUUGGAUCUGCUGCCCAGACCAGGGCCAUGAAGCAGGUGGCUGGAACAAUGAAGCUCGAGCUGGCCCAGUACCGUGAGGUGGCUGCCUUCGCUCAGUUUGGCUCCGAUCUGGACGCCGCCACGCAGCAACUGCUGAACCGUGGUGUUCGUCUGACCGAACUCCUUAAACAGGGACAGUACUCUCCAAUGGCUAUUGAAGAACAGGUAGCAGUCAUUUAUGCCGGUGUGAGAGGCCACCUGGACAAGAUGGAGCCAAGCAAGAUCACUAAGUUUGAAAAGGCUUUCCUGCAGCACAUAUUGAGCCAGCAACAAGACCUGCUGGCAGCUAUAAGGGUUGAUGGGAAAAUAUCUGAAGCUUCUGAUGCUAAACUCAAGCAAAUUGUCUUGAAUUUCCUCUCCAGCUUUGAGUAAAGUGAUGUUUAUUUGGUUUCCUGACUUUGUUUGCGUUGUAAAGCAUUUGUCACACGUUCGGUAAACUUGAGAAAAAAAAAAUGUAAGGCACUUGACUUUUAAUGUACCGUUAUCUCCUAAAGCAGAAUAAAGCGUUCUAAGUCACAUUGGCAAA
Molecule: messenger RNA, 1874 nt
Organism: Girardinichthys multiradiatus
Lineage: Eukaryota; Metazoa; Chordata; Actinopteri; Cyprinodontiformes; Goodeidae
Gene: atp5f1a
Product: ATP synthase F1 subunit alpha
Biological process (GO): proton motive force-driven ATP synthesis; proton transmembrane transport
Molecular function (GO): proton-transporting ATP synthase activity, rotational mechanism; ATP binding; ADP binding
Source: RefSeq, a predicted model, not a curated record